This is a messenger RNA of Vicia villosa (hairy vetch), 1293 nucleotides long. RefSeq lists its product as uncharacterized. Bases 54 to 638 code for a protein of 194 amino acids. NCBI's taxonomy places the organism in Eukaryota, Viridiplantae, Streptophyta, Magnoliopsida, Fabales, Fabaceae. The transcript has a single exon. The record is from RefSeq and is a predicted model, not a curated record.
UCUAGUCUCUUCAAUCAUAACAACUUCUAUCUUCAUUAGACAAAAGAAACUAAAUGGAAUCUUAUUCUAGUUCAUAUUCUUCAACUAAUAAUUCUUCAUACAUAUCCCAAAACACCAAGAAACUAAAUGGAUCAAUGAAGCAUAAUCAAUAUCCUUCUCAAUCUAAAUACUCUUGGCUUCAUUCAGUAAGAAAGUCACCAGUAAAGAAAAUGAAGAAAGUUCCAAUAGCACCAAUGCCACCAACACCUGUCACAGUAUACAAAGUAGAUCCUAUAAACUUCAAAGAACUUGUUCAAUCUCUCACUCGUUCAACUCAGUUCAUACCUUCACAGCCUGAUCAUCACAACCCUAUUCAAAACACAAAUCAUACCAUUAUUGCCCAUGACAGUGUUCCUUCUCUCCCAAUACAACUUUUUUCAGACAGCAGGGUCAAUACUGUGGAAGUGUCCCCUCCAUUGGUGCCAGUGGCAGUGAGUACUCCUAACAACUGGUAUCACUACUUUCAAGCUGAAUAUUUUGAAAAGAAUUGUAAGAAUGAUCGGGUAACGACUCCUGGUUUGUUGGACAUGAAUCUGCUCUCGCCGACAUCUUUUGGUAACUGGUGUUUUGUUCCUCCUAUCAUGAGCCCAACAGUUUGAACUGUUUUGAAGCUGUUAUGUAUCUAAGCCUUUUAGAAUGGAUUGAAUUAUUUUGUUUGUUAAUUAUUGCUCUAUUUAUUAUGCUUUCAUACUAGCAGUAUUCUUAUAUGUAUGGUAUGGCACUUGGAUGGCCGAGGCCAUGCCCGUCUCCUCGUUUCUCCCUCUCGUGUAUUAUUGUGAAUAUACACUUUAAAAACAUAUAUGAUACAAUAUAUAAUUAUAUCCUUUCUCUUUUCUUUUUUUUUUGUUAAAUCUAGUGUUACUUACUGGAAUAGAAAAGGAUUGAUAUGUUGAUGAAGAUCACCGCAAAGAUGCUUCCGAUGGUUCUUACUUUUUUAUAAAACGGAGAGGGUACCUGCAAAAAUGUUAGCAGUUUCAUACUCGUUAGAAUGAGAUUAAGGUAAAACUUUGAAAAUAUGAGUUGAAUUGUAUUUGGAUAAGACUCAGGUUCAUACUUUAAAAGAGAGGAAGUUGUAUCCGUCUCUGAGUUGUCCGACAUGGAGCAGGAGUGACCGUUGGAUAAAGAUCAAUGGAACUGAUCAAAGAAUGUCAGUACUUCUGUGAAGAGUCAGGCCGUCUCAAUUAAUUAGGAGGCCCUUUCUAAAAUUAAAAAAAAAAUACAUAUAUAAAAUAAGUAUAUUUUUUAAAAAAAAAA